AUGUAUGACUCACUCUCACUCAUGAAUCCAGAACGGUUUGAAGAACGAUUCGACCAUGAUAGAUCGACUUCUGUUUCGUUGGAGGAAGAUGACAGCAGAUCUUCGGCGUACGGAGUGGAUUUGAGCGAGAAGAAUACGAAUUUGGGUGGGAAAUCUUUUACGAUAGCUGCGAUUUUGGGCCUGACAAAUGCUGAUGAAGAUGUGAUGAAUCUAAGUGUGCAGGAGAGGCUGCAGCAAAAUCAGAAACAAUUGCAGAGUUAUUUGUACAACGGACACGAAGUGCCAAGGCUGAAUGAUGGAUUUUGCAGGAGUAUGGCUGGUCCACCAGUCAUACGGCAAGAUACAAGAGACCUUAAGUCCCACGGCCAGACCCAAACUAAGACCAUCAGAUCACAUUCUGUGUCCUGUAAUAGCACCGGCAGAAGUAAAAGAAUCAGGACGAUAUUCACGCCAGAACAGUUGGAGCGGCUUGAAGCUGAGUUUGAACGGCAGCAGUAUAUGGUGGGACCUGAGAGGCUCUACCUGGCCCAUGCUCUGCAGCUUACCGAAGCCCAGGUAAAGGUAUGGUUUCAAAAUCGUCGUAUAAAAUGGCGGAAGCAUCACUUAGAAGUAACACAGCAGCGAUUGGCUGUACUGCAGAGGCACAGGCCUGAAGACAGAGAAGACAUCUAAAUGUAUU
Messenger RNA from Leptidea sinapis, 679 nucleotides. Its product is annotated as homeobox protein Hox-A4-like. Gene Ontology annotation, molecular function: DNA binding; DNA-binding transcription factor activity, RNA polymerase II-specific. The transcript has 5 exons. The record is from RefSeq and is a predicted model, not a curated record. Bases 1 to 672 code for a protein of 223 amino acids. Gene Ontology annotation, biological process: central nervous system development; regulation of DNA-templated transcription; neuron differentiation. NCBI's taxonomy places the organism in Eukaryota, Metazoa, Arthropoda, Insecta, Lepidoptera, Pieridae.